AUGAAUAGUCAAAGUUAUAAUAAUAAUAAUAGUAAUAGUAAUAGUAAUAGUAAUCAUAUUUUUGUAAAUCUACCAUUACUUUUAAUUGCAACCAUAGUUAGAGAGCUAGAUAGUGAUGUGGAGAGAAUUUGUUUCAGUUUGACUUGCAGGCGAUGGUUCUAUCUGCGAGAGAAAUAUAUUUGGUUCACCUGUUCUUAUAUUCCUAAAUCAUUCAAGGGCUGGCUACUCGAUCCGAAAACCAAUCCGACAUUCACAUUGAAUUCAUUCAGAGAGCUACUUCAUAGAGGUGUCGAUGCAAAACCAAUCAAAUCAAUAUUGGUUUGCAAUAAAGACUAUUUUAAGAAUAUAAAAUCUAUAAGUACAACCACUUACUAUGAUGACUAUAUACCGAUUGAGGAUAUUGAAAACUAUGUGAUUAGUGAAUCUUGCACAGAUAUCACUUUCAUUUCACACAUAAUCAACCAAAUCGCAAUCGAUAAGAUAAGCAAAUCCAAUAUUAAAACAGUAGUAUUUCGUACGGAUUCAUUCGAGUUUGGUAACCACCAAAGACUUCCAUUGAAUAUCUCUACAAUUAUUUUACAUCGAUCUAUCGAUGAGUCAUUACUACCUUUGAAUUUGAAGAAAUUGGUUUUGGGAUGUUCCCCUCCUCCAAGGGCGAUCGAUGCCGCCAAACUACCGAGAUCACUAGAACAUCUUUACAUUGAAGGUAGGCAUGAUGAUCCCGUUGAUGUUGGUGCAUUCCCACCGAAUCUCAAGUUCCUACAUUACAUCAAUUACUAUGAAUCGCCGCUAAACGUACAACUUCCGCAAAGUCUCACUCAUGUCUCAAUAACAAAUAUUUGGCUCCCGCACAUUAGUAAUCUGAAAUCGAUUAAAAGACUGGAAAUCGAUCUGGUCGACGACUUUCCCAUACUGUCCGUUGACAUUCCAUCGAGUGUAACUCAACUUAUCUACGCCACUACAAAUAUCGAAUUUUUUGUCACACCCUUUAUCAUUCCAAGAAAUAUCAAGUAUCUAAGGUUAGCCGGUCAGUGUCGAUAUGAACCCAACAUAUUCGCGCAAUUCGAUCGAUUGAAGACGCUAGAAGUCAUUUCCAAUGAGAAAACCGAACUUGUUAUCGGAGAACUCCCAGAGAGUCUGACCACUCUGACACUGCCCUAUCAAAUCGACAUGCCGCUGGAACAGUACGUCAAGUUGCCACCACGUUUAGAAAACCUCUAUAUACAUGGGUACAAAGGUGUGAUCUCCUAUAUGCCUACCACGGUUAAAACCAUUGAGCUGAGACAAAACACUUUCAAGUAUCCAGUGAUAAUACCUCCAUCAGUAGAGACCGUCUAUUUCCAAUAUUGGAAUGAAAAUGAUACAGUUGACAUACGCUCUGAUGACUGGCCACCGUCACUGACCUCCAUGUCCACAAACGAUAUAUUACCAUUUCAAUUGCCAAAAUCAAUUACAAGCGUCAACCUCUUUAAGAUUGAGAGUUCCUUUAAUUUUUUCAUUCAAAGACUAAACGAAACAACAUUCUUGGUUCAUGGAGCUAGAAAUUCAAAUUUAGUUUUUUUCAUUUCAAAUUGGGAUACAAUCAGAAUUUUACUACCAAAAUUAAAUGUUUAA
Molecule: messenger RNA, 1614 nt
Organism: Heterostelium album PN500
Lineage: Eukaryota; Evosea; Eumycetozoa; Acytosteliales; Acytosteliaceae
Exons: 2
Coding region: 1-1614 (537 amino acids)
Source: RefSeq, a predicted model, not a curated record